GGUGCGAGCGGAGCGCCGCUCUGUUCUGCGCUCCCGCCCUCCCGCCGGCUCCCAGCCUUACACCGCAGCUGCUGCUUCCGUUGCGACGCAGUGUGGGCGGCACUCGCUGCGCCCGGGGAGCGCUCAUUUUUAAAAUUUGAUGAUGUCAAUAAGUUUUUUUUCCCGCAAAACAGUAAUCGGAGAUCAGCACUUACGGAACCGCUAGUUUUUCUCAUAAGGCUGGACGGGCGGGCGGUUCGCGGCGGCACCGGAUCGAAAGGCGACUCUCGCCGGUCAGCGCUUGCACUUUUCGCCGAGGCUGCAAACGAGUUCUGCAUUUGAAAUACGAGCACGGAAUGGCAAUGAGCUGCCUUCCCUGCCCGCGGCUGCAGAUGUCAAAGCUGGCGGACUCGGUGUCUUCUGAAAGCGGCGGCUUUGUGGCAUUUUUGUGGAAUCUCAUUUGACAGAAAGCGGAGGUGGAGAACUCGCCCCCCAAAGCCCGCGGUCCCGAGACAAGUCCGAGUCCGCUGCCCGCCGCAGCCUUUCCUCACACUGGAGCAGCAGUUGCAAAAUGGGCGGGAAAACGGCGAAAUAUUCAAAUAUUGUAUCUGUGCCGGGGUUACAGUAACUGAUUCAACUGGUAUCUGCGCUGAUGUUAUUUCGCAAUAUUUCACAACUGUGGAGGUGAAAUACUAGAUUUUCCACACGGCGACUGGCAAGGUUAAUCGCAUUUUGAUAUUUUAUUAACGUCUCUGAAAUAACAUAGGACGAAUUACUGGAAAAUGUUAACUUUGAGAUAGCUGCCUAUCCUUGUGCUGGCAUCACGUGUAUUAUAUUGAUGAGAAAAAGGGGGCGGAUCGGGCAACGUCAUUACAAGGGAUCGCACAUCAAUUACUGGAAGGUUAGUAAAUAGUAUUCACGGAGCGGGGCCGGAUUCCUCGUCUCACCAUACCUGCUGGCGUUGGAGCCUUUGGGAUUUCGACUUUUUGCAGUGUGAAGAAUGGAAACAACUGAUGGGUCAGUCGGUGACAAAUUAACCAGCGCCGCAGCCAAGGGAGACUCGAAAGAAGUUAAUAGUUUGCUGGAAAACGGGGUGCAAGCAGACGCGAUCAAUAAGUUUGGCAGAACUGCUCUCCAGGUCAUGCAGAUGGGCCAUUCUAUAAUAGCCAAAUCGUUGCUAAAAGCAGGAGCUAAACCAAACCAACAAGAUCAUGGGGGAUUCACACCAGCUCAUGAUGCGGCCAGGGAAGGCUUUCUGGACACUUUGAAAACCUUGGUGGACUUUGGAGCUAAUGUUAAUAUUGAAAAUUCUGAGGGCAAUCUACCCAUCCAUCUUGCUGCACAAGAAGGUCACACCGACGUGGUUACAUUUUUGGCAAAGGAAUCAAACCUCACAUUUAAAAACGAAAAUGGACAGACUCCAUAUGAGCUAGCCCAGAUAUACAAGAGGACAGAGACUAUGCAAUGGAUGGAACAAAAUUUAUAGGAAAAACAAAAUAAGCAAGAGCAACCUUGUCAUAUUUAUUUUAUUUGUUGGCCACCACAGACAUGAGUUCACUAAUUUUCAUUAUUUGAAAUUCCAUUCUUUUAAUACUUGUGGAGAGAGGAUGUUGUUGCAUUCAUGCCUUUUUUAAAUGAUUCCAUGUCAUCAUGCUAAAUUUUAUUUGUUGUAAAUCAGUAUUAAUAUAGAAUCAGGUAAACUUUGUUGAUGUUGUCUUUAAUUAUAUGAUAAAGUUUAUUAAUGUCAAGGUUUAACAUGGCUAGUGUAGCUUUUGACUUAAAACAAUCAAGCUAAUGGGGAAUAAUUUAUGAUGGUUGCAGUAGGCAGAUUAUGCAAAUGUCCUCUGCCUUCCUUCAGCUGUUGAAGGUUGGUCUCUUCGGAACAUCGUGGUUUUCAUAUUUUCAUAAAUGAUCACGUUUCUACAUUGUUUUAAACGCUGAACACUUUGUGUUUGUUUCAUUUAUGUAGCUUUAAUAUUCAUUGGAUGGCCAUUGAAGUAUUGCUUGAUAUCAUGAGUGAAUGCAGAGAAAUGUAGUUGUUAAACAUUAUUUAAUGUACUUAUUUUUGUUUAAUAAAAAUUAAAUUAUAAGCUUUCUAUUUACUCAAUGUAAAUAUUGAAUUGCUUUCAUGGCCUUGAAUUGUAUCAAGUAUUGUCUUCAUAAGUUAUAAAAGAUUAAACUGCUCUUUCGUUCCAAUAAAUACUUGUGAGUGUAAAGGUUAUGUAUUUUUAAUGUUGUGAAUGGAGUACCAUUACCUGAAUUAAUUUAUUUAAUUACUGUGACAGAUAACAUAAAGCAUUCAAAUUUAAUGAGUCCUUGCUUCCUCUACAAAUCCAUAUGUAGCGGGACAUCCAUGCAAUAAAAUGAUUUAUAAAAGUUCUGAGUAAGUUAGUAGAGGUUGUCUUUGAAAAGGAUUUACGUAUGGAAUUAAAAAAAAUUGAUUGACUUUUGGUAA
Molecule: messenger RNA, 2434 nt
Organism: Leucoraja erinaceus (little skate)
Lineage: Eukaryota; Metazoa; Chordata; Chondrichthyes; Rajiformes; Rajidae
Gene: cdkn2c
Product: cyclin-dependent kinase inhibitor 2C (p18, inhibits CDK4)
Exons: 2
Coding region: 980-1465 (161 amino acids)
Biological process (GO): regulation of cyclin-dependent protein serine/threonine kinase activity; negative regulation of cell population proliferation
Cellular component (GO): nucleus
Molecular function (GO): protein kinase binding; cyclin-dependent protein serine/threonine kinase inhibitor activity
Source: RefSeq, a predicted model, not a curated record